Messenger RNA from Cynara cardunculus var. scolymus (artichoke), 444 nucleotides. RefSeq lists its product as uncharacterized. NCBI's taxonomy places the organism in Eukaryota, Viridiplantae, Streptophyta, Magnoliopsida, Asterales, Asteraceae. The record is from RefSeq and is a predicted model, not a curated record. Gene Ontology annotation, molecular function: nucleic acid binding; zinc ion binding. The annotation marks the transcript as partial. The transcript has a single exon.
AUGGUACUUCUUACCAAUGUUUUGCAAAAGAAAUUCUAUAAAAAGUCGUCUUCAAACAAGCAGCGUUUUUCUUCUAGCUCAAGGAGGAUUGAAUACAAGAAUAAGUAUGAAGGAAAAAAGAAAUUUGAAGAAAAGAAAGCUGAAGAAAAGAAGACUGAUGAGGUACAAAAGUGCUAUAAUUGUGGAAAGACUGGUCACUUUGCCAAUGACCGUUGGAAACAAGUUGUGAAAUAUUCUGGUUAUUAUAAAAACAAGAUGCUCCUAACAAAACAGAAAGUGGCAGGUAAGGCAUUGAUAGUAGAUGACGAUCACUGGCUACAGUUAUCCAAAAUUGAUGAGGAAGACAAUGCUCAUGAAAAUAUAUGUAUCAUGGCUAAAGAAUCAAAAGAGCAUAAUUCUGAUAAUGAUAAUGAUCGUACUUCUUGUUACUCUGAAUGUUUUAAG